AUGGUUGAUUACUGUACGGUACACUGUGAAGUGAAAGAAGCAGAAGGCAAUGUCUCUACAGUGAUGCAGUUUGUACUACUGGGAUUUUCUGAACUUUCAGAUCUUCAAGGGUUUCUAUUUGGAAUGUUCUCUACCAUUUACAUAAUCAUUAUAACUGGAAAUAGCCUCAUUAUAAUCUUAACCAGACUUGAUCCUGCAUUACAGAAACCCAUGUAUUUUUUCCUGGCCAAUUUUUCCUUUUUGGAAAUCUGUUAUGUGUCUGUCACUCUCCCCAGGAUUCUAGUGAAUCUUUGGACUCAGGAUAGAAACAUUUCCUUGCUGGCAUGUGCCACUCAAAUGUGCUUCUUUCUUAUGCUGGGGGCCACUGAAUGUUUCCUCCUGGCUGUGAUGGCUUAUGACCGCUAUGUGGCCGUUUGUCACCCUCUGCACUAUGCUGUAGUCAUGAACCAAAUGAUAUGUGUUCAGCUAGCAGUUGGCUCCUGGCUCAUGGGAAUCCCAGUCCAGAUAGGGCAAACAGCUCAGAUUUUUUCUCUGCAUUUUUGUAAUUCUAACCAAAUCAGCCACUUCUUCUGUGAUAUCCCCCCCAUUCUCAAGCUGGCCUGUGGAGACACUUUUGCUCAUGAGAUAUCUGUCUACCUAAUAGCUACAUUGUUUGUUGCAGUUCCUUUUAUGCUGAUACUUGUCUCCUACAGCAAAAUCAUCUUCACCAUUCUGAAGUUGCCAACUGCUUCAGGAAGGGCGAAAGCCUUCUCCACAUGUUCUUCCCACCUGCUGGUUGUACUUUUAUUCUUUGGAUCUGCUACUAUCACCUAUUUAAGACCUAAAUCCAAACAUACUGCAGGAAUAGACAAGCUGCUCUCUCUUUUCUACACCAUUGUGACUCCGAUGUUCAAUCCCAUGAUAUACAGCCUUAGAAACAAGGAUGUUAUUGCUGCACUGAGAAAACUACUGUUUAAAAAGUAG
Molecule: messenger RNA, 963 nt
Organism: Orycteropus afer afer
Lineage: Eukaryota; Metazoa; Chordata; Mammalia; Tubulidentata; Orycteropodidae
Product: olfactory receptor 10AG1-like
Biological process (GO): G protein-coupled receptor signaling pathway
Cellular component (GO): membrane
Molecular function (GO): G protein-coupled receptor activity; olfactory receptor activity
Source: RefSeq, a predicted model, not a curated record